This is a messenger RNA of Grammomys surdaster, 306 nucleotides long. Its product is annotated as secreted seminal-vesicle Ly-6 protein 1-like. Lineage: Eukaryota; Metazoa; Chordata; Mammalia; Rodentia; Muridae. The transcript is spliced from 3 exons. The record is from RefSeq and is a predicted model, not a curated record. The coding region runs from base 1 to 306 and encodes 101 amino acids.
AUGAAUCCAGUGACGAAAAUCGGCAUAGCGCUCAUCUUGACUUUAUCUUUCCUCUGCUUCGUGGAGGCUUUGAAAUGCUUCCAGUGCACUUUCUCCAACACUAAUGGGCCGUGUUUGCACCAAGAACCCCCCUGCAAGACCCAAAAAAAUAAAUUAUGUGUCUGGCAGGUAAAGUUUUCAGGUGGCAAGUUCCUGUAUGGGGUCCAGAAAUGUUCUGACAUAUGCACUAGUCGAGCCUUGAUCUUGGGAAAUAGUACAAAUAAAAUCAGAUGUUGCAAGGACAAAUCAUUGUGCAACAAGUCUUAG